Molecule: messenger RNA, 1607 nt
Organism: Monopterus albus (swamp eel)
Lineage: Eukaryota; Metazoa; Chordata; Actinopteri; Synbranchiformes; Synbranchidae
Product: charged multivesicular body protein 1b-2-like
Exons: 8
Coding region: 459-1061 (200 amino acids)
Biological process (GO): vacuolar transport
Source: RefSeq, a predicted model, not a curated record
ACGAGAAAUCAUUCCACAGAUACCGCUGUGCUUAACAUGAGCUCAUUGAACAAUAAUAAUCUAAUGGGCGGGGUAUAUAAUAUAAACCCAACCAAAACAUAAAAGUAAACUGCACUGCUUCAACCUCGGUGUUCUGCGCGUGUCAUACGUACGUACACAUACACAAUUUCAACACUUUCUUAGCAGUGUAUAAAUUUUUUUCUCAAGCGCUACCCCGAAGAAAAAACACAUUUGUGUUAUUAGGAUACAGCAGCAACACAAAUGUGAAGCUGCCAAUCUGCCUCACCGAAUUUUAGCAAAUACGGAAGUGUCUAGAAGUGAAGAUCUCGCCUCGCUACAGUGGUGAAUGUCGCCCUAAAAAUCAAAACAACAACUGUGGGAAAUAAGCAAGUGGUUGAAUGUUACUUUGUGUCUGCACAUAGCCAGACACGGAGUACUCGUCUCCGAAAGAGUCCAUCAUGUCGAAUAUGGACAAACAUUUGUUCAACCUCAGAUUUGCCGUCAAGGAGCUACAGCGCAACUCAAAGAAAUGUGACAAAGAGGAAAAGGCAGAAAAGGCUAAAGUGAAGCAGGCUAUCCAGAAGGGUAACGUGGAGGCAGCCAGGAUCCAUGCAGAGAAUGCCAUCCGUCAGAAGCAUCAGUCCAUUAACUUCUUGAGGAUGAGUGCCCGUGUGGAUGCUGUGGCUUCUAGGGUCCAGACUGCUGUCACUAUGAACCAGGUAUCUAAAUCUAUGUCUGGAGUGGUCAAGAGUAUGGAUGCUACACUGAAAAGCAUGAAUUUGGAGAAGAUUUCUGCAUUAAUGGACAAGUUUGAAAACCAGUUUGAAACACUUGAUGUGCAGACAGCUCAGAUGGAAGACACAAUGGGCAAGACCACCACUCUGACAACUCCUCAGAGUGAAGUGGAUAUGCUGUUGCAUGAGAUGGCUGAUGAAGCAGGAUUGGAUCUUAACCUAGAGCUCCCUCCAGGCCAGACUUCCUCAUUGGUAUCAACUGUGGCAUCAACAGAGCAGGACGAACUCUCCCAGAGGCUGGCCAGACUGCGAGACCAGGUAUCAUAACGAUGCAGGAAAGAAAAGGGAGAGCACAGGAGAAGGAAAAGGAGACUGGGAGAGAAAAGUGAAAGAAAAACGUAGAAAACACAUUUAAAAAGGUGCCUGAAAGCUUUGUGCCCUUCGCUGUGUUCAAGGUUUGUUCUUUUGCGAGAAAUAAAGGAGUUGCCUCAUAGUAGAAAAGUGAUUAAUAGUGUUCAUUUGCACACUCACAUUUAACCUUUAUUUAUGAUUAUUUAUUUGCUCAGCAAUAUGACCCUGAUAUGUUUCUAACAACUAACAAAUCUUUCCAAACUGGUUAUGUAGCAUGUAUAAAAUGCAAUAAAAAUAUAUUUAUGUGUGAGUUUAUUUAUUUACCCACUGACUGGAUGUUGCUAAGGACAUGCUUUUACUCUAACUGUGUCUUUAAUGCAUGUCUGUUUUUCCUCCAGUUGUGGCUGUACUGUUGUAUCAAAUGUUAUUUUUUUAAUAUUUUACCCAGAAUGAUGACUCAUGGUAAACAUUUGUCUUGAUUGUGUUUUCUUCAUGUUGAAUGCACAGACAGAAAGUCAUUAA